This is a messenger RNA of Acanthochromis polyacanthus (spiny chromis), 4674 nucleotides long. RefSeq names its product cAMP responsive element binding protein 3-like 2 (gene creb3l2). The coding region runs from base 453 to 2075 and encodes 540 amino acids. The record is from RefSeq and is a predicted model, not a curated record. Gene Ontology annotation, biological process: regulation of transcription by RNA polymerase II. Gene Ontology annotation, molecular function: cAMP response element binding; DNA-binding transcription factor activity, RNA polymerase II-specific. Lineage: Eukaryota; Metazoa; Chordata; Actinopteri; Pomacentridae. The transcript has 12 exons.
UUUAAAAUCGGUGUCACAAACAGCUGGAAAAGACAAGUUUCUACACAUUUUAAUACAUUUUGUGCGUCACAUUUUACUCUUGAACGCGUCAGGAACACAUUCCCUGCAUGUUGUUGGUGUUUGUGGUACUUCCGGUGGGUUUGUGUGUGUUUUGUGUCCUCUGUGGCUCCGCCCAGACAUUCCUGUGUGUCUGACCGAGGAGAGAAAAGGAGCCUGCUUCUGCUCCAGCUGUCUGUGGACCUGAACCAGAGAGGAGAUGAUCAACAACAACAGCAACAACCACACUCACCAUCCUUCCCUCUGACGCUCUAACCUGCUGGACGUGUUACAUCUUUUUUUAUUCCCCUCGCUCAAGUUUUGUCGGAAACUUUCUUUUCUUUUGGAGGACUUUGGGGCAGAGUUGGUGAUUUCCAGUCGGACCGCAGAGCCACAGAUCCCCGCUGAGCUCCACCAUGGAGAUCCUGGACUCCAGCGAACAGUUCCUGACCUGGGACCGGAACCUGAGCGAGCUGUCCGAGGCCGGAGAGAUCGACUCCGUGCUCUACACCAAUCACUUCUCGGAGCUCCUGGACGACCUUUCCCAGGAUGCUUUGCUGGGCCAGCUGCUCAGCGACCCCUUCCUGUCCGGGGGGAGAGGCGGAGUGGAGGCCAUGGAGGGGGAGGACGGGGGAGACCUGUCCCCGUCCUCCCCUCUCCCCCCUCACAUCACGGCCGAACACAGCUACUCUCUGUGUGGAGACAGCCGGCCUCAGUCUCCACUGUCUCACCUGACCGGAGAGCAGGGCAGCGAGGCAGCAGAGUCUGAUGGUGAGUGGCCCAUGGAGCAGGAGGAAGCCAUGGAGGGCCUCCUCUGUGAGACCCCCUCUCUCCUCCCCACUCUCUCCCUCUCUCUGGGCGAGGGGCCCAAAGCACCCAAGGGCCCCGCCGUGGUCCCCACAGCCUCCCCAGCUCAGACCACAGUGGGCAGUAACCAGACCAAAGGCAUCAAGAUCAAAGAGGAGAACAUCGUCCCUCAGAUUAAACUGGAGCCUCAUGAGGUGGACCAGUUCCUCAACCUGUCACCCAAAGGUCUGGAGGCUCUGCAGAUGCCUCCCACUCCUCCCAGUUCCCACGGCAGCGACUCGGAGGGCAGCCAGAGCCCCGUCCACGCCACCCCCGGUCUGUCCUGCCCCACCUCCCCCACCAGCCCUCCUCCAUCCCAGGCCGGCCUGAAGGUGUCGCCCCGAGCCGCCUCCUCCCUCUCCAACUCCCCCCUGCUCACCGCCCCGCAUAAGCUGCAGGGUUCAGGACCGCUGAUGCUGACGGAGGAGGAGCGUCGGACGCUGGUGGCCGAAGGCUAUCCGGUUCCCACCAAACUACCGCUGACCAAAGCCGAGGAGAAGGCGCUGAAGAAGAUCCGCAGGAAGAUCAAAAACAAGAUUUCAGCUCAGGAGAGUCGCAGGAAGAAGAAGGAGUACAUGGAUGCUCUGGAGAAGAAGGUGGAGACCUGCUCCAAUGAAAACAGCGAACUACGCAGGAAAGUGGAGACGCUGGAGUGCACCAACAAGUCUCUGCUGCAGCAGCUGCAGUCUCUGCAGGCCGUGGUGGCAGGAAAAGUCCCCAAAUCCUGCAGGGUGGCUGGAACCCAGACAUCAUCAUGCUUAAUGGUGGUCGUGCUGUGUUUCGCUCUGUUUUUGGGCAGUUUUUAUCCCAGCGGUUUGACUCCGUGCUCCACCGUCACUGAAACAGGCCUCGCUUCCAAACAGACGGCGGUCAAAGAGUCGUACACGACCACAGUGAAGUCCAGAGGUCUGUUAUCGACCUUCGAAGACGAGCAGCCGCACCUCCUCGGUCUGGGCGGUGAAUAUCCCGACCAAUGGGAGGACACGCCGGCCGUCGUCAUGGCGGCGUGGCGGCGCUCAGAGCAGCAGAAAGUCGGGAUGGAGCCCAGCAGGGCGGAGACACACCCACCUUUCAGGAAUAAAAACAACGAUACGCAGACGCUGCUGGACAUCCACAGGUCUCUGGAGCAGAGGGUGAAUGAGAACAGCAGUAAAGUGAUAGAGCUGGAGCGAACGGUCAACGAGACCUCCUGAGAUCACCAUCAACACCCCCACCAUGACCUCUCCCCUUCUGGAGCGUGGUUCAGUGUCCUAGUUUUACGCCAUCUCUGCUUAAUCAGACACACUGUAAUGGUAGAAAUAUUAAUAAUAAUAAUGAUGAUAAUAAUAAUAAUAUAACAAAAUGGGCACUGGCGGCCCUAAUUUCUGAAGUAAAGUUGCACUGAAUAGUUUUCUCGAUGAGUCAACUUACCUGGUUUAGGUGUUGAAAAUUCACACUGAGAUAAUUUCAAACGGAUCGAGUGAAUAAUGUAGCGCGGCAUUUAUUCCCAUGGAAAUUCUAUUAAAGUAUGACGUGAGGCUUUUUGCAGGACACUGAUGAGGACUUCUGUAUUUAUAGAGACCGUUUUUUUGGUUGUUUUUCAAGAAUUAUUGCUCUUUGUAGCUAUUAAUAUUUUUAUUUCAUUCUAGUAAUGCAUACAUCCCUUUUUGAUACUUGUUUGUGUUCAUACUGUAUUUAGUGUUUUUAUUUUAUUGGACUCUCUUUUAUAUAUUGUUUGUUGUUUUCACGCAUCGAGGGGCUUAGCUCGGGGUUCCUGCGCUCAUUUGGAAAAUCUGACUGAAUAUUUUUACAUGCCAAAGUGUUCAUAUCGGCUGCAAAAGAAUAAAAAAUAUUGUUUGGGUUUGAUGGAAAUAAUGUAGAAUUACUGGCAUUUUACAACAUCACAUUUAGGAUGUUUAUCAGCUGCAUUAGCGUUCAUAUCUUCCAGUUUCAAGGUAAAUACUGACUGAAAUUGGAAAAUCUAAACCCAAAAUGGAUAAGUUUCUUCCAUAUGAGUUCCUAUUUGGCAUGUGGGGACCCUUUUAGCUCGCUAGCUCGCAAGCUUUACAUCUAUGUGUUUUCUCUGUUUAUCUAUGUGCAAGCCAAAAGUCAAUACAUGACACUGCAAAACUAUUAUAUUCUGGACUCUCUGAUGGGUUAUAUCGGUCUAUUUGAACACCAAAUAACAAGAUAUGAAUGAGAAGAUUGAUACCUGCGUGCUAAACAUGAAGCUACAGCCAGCAGGUGGCUAGCCUAGCCUAGCAUAAUGACGGAGGGAAGCAGCUGGUGUGUUUUUGUCCAAAACUAAAAAAACAAGCAGCUGUAAAACUCACUGUUUAACAAAUUCUGUACAUUAACGUGCUAAUGUGUUAAUUUGUAGGCUUUGGAGGUGCUGGAGAUAAUUUUUUAUUGCUAACCAGAGUCAGGCUCGCUGUUAUGUCCAGUCUUUAUGUUAAGCUAAACUAGCCUAGCCUAGCGUAACGACUGAGGGAAGCUGCUGGUGUGUUCUUGUCCAAAACUAAACAAAAAGCUGUUAUCAGCACCUGUAAUUAACAAAUUAUAUACAUUAAUGUGUUAAUUUGUAAGUUUUGGAGGCGCUGGAAAUGAUUUUUUUUUUCUACCAGACAGAGUCAGGGUAACUGUUAUUUCCAUUCUUUAUGUUAAGCUAAACUAUCCUAGCCUAGCAUAAUGAUGGAGAGAAGCAGCUGGUGUGUUUUUGUACAAAACUAAACAAAAAAGCAGCUGUAAAACUCACUAUUUAACAAAUUAUAAUGUGUUAAUUUGUAGGCUUUAGAGGUCCUUGAGAUAGUUUUUUAUUGCUAGCCACAGUUAAGCUAGCUGUUAUUUCCAGUCUUAUUGCUAAGCUGAACUCGCCGCUUCAUGUGUACAGUGUAGGCAUUGUGUGCUGUCAGUCUUCUCAUUGUCUUCUGACCUUGAAAACAGGUAAAAUGUUUCCCAAAAUGUCAAAUAUAGGCCUUUAAUCCAGUGAUCUUUGCCUUGCACACUUCAGCUGUUAGCAGUCUUCCUCUGUUAUUUUUCCAGCAUUUGCCAAAAAUAUUUUUUUCUCCCAGAAAUAGAAAACAAAACUGUCUCUUUUUGUAAAUGUGAGUUGUUAUUAAGUAAGAAAGUCUAAAUGUGUCUGGGAUCUGUAGUUUAUGAACCAAUCCAUAGUUCAUUAUGGCUCUAUUUUGGAUUCUGUGCUGUUGGUAAAUUAUGAACGCAAGAUGCCUUAAAAUUUUUGACUCUCUUUGGGGUUUAGUUUGUUCUUGUUCUUAACUGUCCACUUCAAGUGUAUCACAGAUGGAGUUUUACAUGUCUGAGCUUUAUUGAAACAUGUUCUACAAGCAGUCAGCUGUUUGAUGACAUACAUACAAUUGUGGAAUUGUUUCGUUAGCAGCUGAAGGUAAAUAAAAUUGCCAACAAAAACUGUUGACUAGACUAGAAAACAACAUUUGUACUUAGGUGUCAUGUGUUUAAAGCUUUGCAGAUCAGUGGAUUUAACAUCAAAGAUUUACUGUCAAGUCUGUUUCUUGAUAGGAUGCAUUGACAAUAGCAUUUUUACCAUAUAUUCCUCACUGUGAAGCUGUAAGAUCAUAGGAAACACAAGAUAAACAUGCUGAUUUUAUUUAGAUUCUUUUUUAAAUGAAAAAUUCUUCUCUAGUUCCACCUGAAACUGUCAGCCAGAGGAAAGAAUUUUUCAGAUCACAUUUCAUUUCUUUGCUCCUGUGUAAAGGCAGCCUGGAAGAGGCUUUCUGUCUUCUUGCUUUCAAAUAAAUAUUAAGUAUUUUCCUUAGUAAAAGCAGCAAAAAACAU